GGGCAUGCCAUUAUAACGCAGCACGUACGUGCUAGUAUCUCUGUGCAACACCGCGUUUUCUUGAAUGGCCCGAACCGUGAUAAAACUUCCAUCACUAUAAAUACUCGACAGGUUUCCGAGAAAUCUGUCUAUUCACUUGUGUCUCUCCUCGCAUUCGACUACGAUGAGUUCUAUAAUCCCCACGGCAGCAUAUACUAGCACCCUUUCUGACAAAGAGACUGCAAGGUUCAUUUUACCUGACCUUGUCAGCGAUUGCCACUAUCCCCUGCGACUGAAUCCCGAUUGUUACCCGGUGUCUCGCGCUUCUGAGCAAUGGCUUCUUCACGGAGCACAUCUUGCAGAACCCAGAGUGACAAAAUUCAUGGGAUUGCACGCAGGUGAACUCACUGCAGCUUGUUAUCCCGAUAGCGACGCUUUUCAUCUCCGAGUCUGCUCGGAUUUCAUGAACUGGUUGUUUAAUUUGGAUGACUGGCUGGAUGAGUUUGAUACCGACGAUACGUGGGGAAUGCGCGAAUGUUGCAUUUCUGCGUUUCGCGAUCCGAUCAACUUCCAGACGGAAAAACUCGCUGGAAAGAUGUGUAAAUCGUACUUCAGCCGCUUUGUGCAAACAGGGGGGUUCGGCUGCACUGAGCGAUUUAUCCACACAAUGGACUUGUUCUUCAUAGCUGUGGCACAGCAGGCGGAUGACCGUGCCAAGGGACGUAUCCCUGAUCUUGAAUCUUAUAUCACCACGAGGCGGGACACAAGUGGCUGCAAGCCUUGCUUUGCCCUCAUCGAAUAUGCAGCUCUAAUUGAUCUCCCCGACAAAGUAAUGUCGCAUCCAGUCAUCAUGGCCAUGGAGGAAGCAACCAACGACCUUGUCACUUGGUCCAACGAUCUCUUCUCUUAUAACAAGGAGCAAUCUGUCCAUGACACGCAUAACAUGAUUGUCAUACUCAUGUGCGAACAAGAUCUGAACCUGCAAGGCGCUGUUGACUACGUUGGCCGGUUGUGCAAGGAUUCCAUCCAGCGCUUUGAAGACAGCCGUGAUAUCCUCCCCUCGUGGGGAGAAGAGCUAGACAGGCAAGUAGCUAUUUAUAUCGAAGGGCUACAGAACUGGAUUGUUGGUUCAUUGCACUGGUCCUUCGAUUCCACCCGUUAUUUCGGGAACAAUGGGCAUAUUGUCAAACAAAACCGAAUCGUCGAGUUGCUUCCAAAAAGGCCCUUGUAGAGUUGACUCCUAUUGCGUUGGUUUGUCUGAUAGAGAUAGAUUUGACUUCUUUCGCUGCACAUUUUCAACUGCGGUUGAUAGUAGAGUGCUAAAUGAUUUACUUCGGAUUUAUAACAUUCUUGACAUCCUGCCUGCCUACUAAGUACCUUGCCUUGCCCAAAGUGUCUUCGACCUUCGUAGUUCUAUGGGAUUUCUGAUUUUCAUGCAGCGCCUUACAGUCUUAUAUGUUUUAUGUACCCUUGUGCGGCUUUGUACUGUUACUCGUGUGUAACCUAGUCUGAUAUCCUUGUGCAAAUACUGGAAGUUAUGUAUUGUCGGUAAUACUGGUACCACUACUCCUCUUCUACAUCCACUACGUCUACUAGUCGGGUCUCAAGAUAUCAGGGCUCGCCGCAGUGAUCAAUCACAUGUUGCUUCGCCCUUCUCUGCUCGGUGCCUCCGACACCAUCAACGUUCUCAGGGGUCACUUCAUCUAAAUUAGUCUAA
Suillus bovinus is the source of this 1696-nucleotide messenger RNA. Its product is annotated as isoprenoid synthase domain-containing protein. The coding region runs from base 164 to 1210 and encodes 348 amino acids. Lineage: Eukaryota; Fungi; Basidiomycota; Agaricomycetes; Boletales; Suillaceae. The record is from RefSeq and is a predicted model, not a curated record. The transcript has 4 exons.